CCAUUUCAAAAAUUAUCUGAUUAUAAUCAUCAUCAUUUUAUGGAUGAUAAUGAUCAACAACAACAACAACAACAAUCAACGAUUCGAUUAUGGAAAAAAUCACCAUCAUCAAUGAUCAAUAAUGUUAUGGUGGAUAAUAUGGCCGUUUCGGAUUCAACUGGAUCGAUAAUAAAUCUAACAGAUUUAAGUGAAUCGAAUGCAGCAUUCAUCGGAACGAUUUGUUUGGCCAGUGGUUUUAUUCUGUUGGCUUUAUUUGCAACAAUUUAUUAUUAUCGUAAACGUAGUUUAUAUCAAACAGAUUUUGUUCAUGGAACAGCAAAAACCAAUGAUACAAAAAUAUUAUUAUUACAAAAAGAUUUAAAAUUUUCGAAUGAAAAACCAUAUAAAAUUGGUAAAACACCGGCUGUUCGAAGUCCAAAUUCAUCAUCGGGUGCAAAUAGUGGUAAUUCGAACGUUGUAAUCAAUCCGUUUCAAAAGAAAAGCCCGAGUCCUACCGGUGGAUUAUCACCAAAUGAUGAAAUGAAAAAUGUAAAUUCAUUACGUAAUUUGGAUUUGGAAUCAGGUAGCGUUGGUGGUAAUAAUCGUAAAAAUAGUCAAUCAAGUUGUAAUAGUUCAAAACAUUGUUCACCGAUCAAUGAAGAACCGAUAACAGCGAUCAAAUCAAAAUCAUCCGCAUCACCAACAACAACAACUGAAUCGAAAGUUAGCAAUGUCGAUGUUGAUAAUAAACAAAUAUCAUCAUCAACAACAACGAAUCAAACAAUGGCAACAACAACAACUAAUAAUAAUGCAACAAUGGCAGUAAAAAAUCUUGGAAAAUUACAUUUUAAAUUGAAAUAUAGUUAUGAAAAACGUGCACUUUGCUUAGUGAUUAAUCGUUGUACGGAUUUACAGGCAAAAGAUUCAAACAAUAAUAGUACAUUGGAUCCAUAUGUAAAAAUGCAAUUAUUACCGGAAAAACAACAUAAAGCUAAAACACGUGUAUUACGUAAAUCAUUGAAUCCAAUUUAUAAUGAAGAAUUUACAUUUUAUGGUAUAACAUCAAAUCUAUUGGAAAAUUUAAUCAUACAUUUUGUUGUAUUGAAUUUUGAUCGAUUUUCAAGAGAUGAAAUUUUAGGUGAAACAUUUUGCCGUUUAAAUCAAUUUGAAUUUGAUUCAUUGGAAAAACAAUUGACAUUAUGUCAGGAUUUAGUACCAGUUGGUAAUAAGCUCAAAAUACAUGAUCUAGGUGAAUUAUUAGUAUCACUUUGUUAUCAACCGAUUGCAAAUCGUUUAACUGUUGUUAUUUUAAAGGCAAGAAAUUUACCAAAAAUGGAUCUAACCGGAUUGUGUGAUCCAUACGUAAAGAUUUAUUUAUUUCAUAAUCAGGAACGUAUUUCAAAAAAACGUACACAUAUAAAACGUCGUACAUUAUCACCAGUAUUUAAUGAAAGUUUUAUAUUCGAUAUACCAUCGGAUGAAUGUUUAGAUAAUAUUCAUUUAAAAUUUUUAAUAUAUGAUCAUGAUCGUGUUACACGUAAUGAAUUUAUUGGAAAAGUGGAAAUUGGUUCAAAAACCGGUAUACAAACGACGGAAAAACAUUGGCAUGAAGUAAUUAAAUCACCACGUAGACAGAUUGCUGAAUGGCAUCGAUUAACAGAUGAUAAUAAUAAUAGUGGUGGUGGUGAUAAAUGAUGAUGA
Messenger RNA from Dermatophagoides pteronyssinus (European house dust mite), 1680 nucleotides. Its product is annotated as synaptotagmin-6-like. The record is from RefSeq and is a predicted model, not a curated record. Gene Ontology annotation, cellular component: axon; synapse; plasma membrane. Gene Ontology annotation, biological process: vesicle fusion; calcium ion-regulated exocytosis of neurotransmitter. NCBI's taxonomy places the organism in Eukaryota, Metazoa, Arthropoda, Arachnida, Sarcoptiformes, Pyroglyphidae. Gene Ontology annotation, molecular function: SNARE binding; phosphatidylserine binding; calcium-dependent phospholipid binding.